This is a messenger RNA of Uranotaenia lowii, 1482 nucleotides long. RefSeq lists its product as uncharacterized. The record is from RefSeq and is a predicted model, not a curated record. The transcript is spliced from 6 exons. Lineage: Eukaryota; Metazoa; Arthropoda; Insecta; Diptera; Culicidae. Bases 1 to 1482 code for a protein of 493 amino acids.
AUGUUCAAUUCGACGAUUGAUAACCAUGCCGUGUUGGACCAAGUUGUAGAGGCGGAAUUAAAAAUUGUAGCUUGGGCUGUAGAGAACAAUAUUUCGUUUUCUGCUGUAGACAAAUUGAUGGCUGUCAUCAACCAACUCGAUCCCGGGUCCGUUAUUCUACAAAAGAUGAAAUUAGGACGUACAAAAACAACAGCUGUUGUAGAAGGGGUUUUUGCGGAAACACAACAUGCAGAACUGGUGGCCACGAUGAAGCGAAGGAAUUUCUCAUUGCUGAUCGACGAGUCCACCGAUUUGACGAACAAGAAAACAUUGGCCAUGGUUGUGAGAAUUUGCCUCGAGACUCUCUCUGGAUCCCUUCAAGUACGAGACAUGAUUUAUAAGGUGUUGGAAAUCAGUGCGGCAGACCAUAAAACAAUCUUCGACGCGAUUGUGGCCGAGUUCGAGAAAGAUGGUAUAGACUACCGGAAACUCCUAAAGGGUUUUGGGUCCGACGGAGCUGCGGUCAUGAUGGGGUCGAAACACUCAGUCAUGGCCCUGCUAAAAAAGGAGUGUCCAGACAUUGUUGUCAUUAAAUGUUCCUGCCAUUCGCUGGCACUGUGCGCCAGCCACGCCUGCGAAAAACUACCGAACUACGCAGAACAACUUUUACGGGAUAUAUAUUCUUAUAUUUCCAACAGCCCAAAGCGUGCCUCUGAAUUCUCCAUGAUCCAAGAAAUUCUUGAACUGAAGCCUCUUAAAAUGCUCCACCCUGCAGCAACUCGAUGGUUGAGUUUGGAAAGUGUUGUCAAAAGAGUUCUAGAAAGAUUUGAAGAAUUAGAAUUAUUUUUUUCAUUCCAAUCAAACAAUGAUCAAAAUGCCACAGCUAAAAGGAUCUUAAAUCAUCUGCAAGACCCAAUGACCAAACUUAUUUUAUUUUUUUUAUCAUACAUACUGCCUUUAAUUAACAAUUUGAAUCGCCUCUUCCAAUCAGAGUCUCCUGAAUACACAAGUAUUCAUCAAGAAACAAUGUCAUUUUUCAUGACAUUAAUAAGAAAUGUUUGCCAUGCCAACUACAUAACCCAAGCCAACGAUUUUUUUGAUAAUUUCGAAAACCAUUUAAAACCAGACCAGGAAGUUUAUGUAGGCAUUGCUGUAGAAGAAGCAAUAAAAUCAGUAAAUGGAAGAGCCGGAUUCCCUUUAAUAAAAAGUUUUUUAUCAAAUAUAUUUAUGCUACCGCACUCAUCCGCAGCUGUGGAGAGAAUUUUCUCACAAUUUAAUGCAAAUAAAACUAAAGUAAGGAAUCGAAUAAACAUUUUCACGUUUUUUCGGCUUAUUUUUCAUUGCAAGUAUUUAUUCAACGAAGACGCCGUAUCCAACCCGUUCGUCAACGCCAGACGAACUGCCACCAUUUUGGCAAUCUCAUCAGGACACAAGUUCCCGUUCCUGAUCCGCCAUCAACAAUCCGCCAUUGUUGAACCAAACCCCGGUGAAGGUAACCUGUGA